AUGGGGCUAUGCAAGUGUCCAAAGAAGAAAGUGACGAAUUUGUUCUGUUUCGAGCACCGGGUCAACGUAUGCGAGUACUGCCUCGUUGACAAUCAUUCAAAUGUUGGUUUUCUCGAAAAAAUGUUCGUAGUUUAUGGAUUCAGUGUGUGGUUCAAAGUUAUUUGCAAUGGCUGACCGAUUCGGAUUACGAUCCAAAUUGUGCGCUUUGCCAACAUCCGUUAACCGACGGGGAAACGAUACGACUUCAGUGUCUACGUUAGUUUGGCAGUUUUUGUUCGAAUUUUCAUGUUUUUUGAAGAUUUUUUCAUGAUUUUCACUAUUUUUGAGAUUUUUUCAACUUUAAAAAGUUUAUUUCAGACGUUAUCCACUGGAAAUGUUUCGAUGACUGGGCCAGCCAUUUUCCGGCCACCACAGCUCCCGCCGGUUAUCGUUGCCCGUGUUGCGAGUAAUUUUUCGUUCAAAUUUCACAAAAUUCAUGAUUUUUAUUGCAGAGAGGCUGUUUUUCCGGAUUUGAACCAUGUUUCUCCAUUAAUUGAGAAACUUCGAGAACAAUUAAAACAGUCAAAUUGGGCCCGGGCCGCUUUGGGACUUCCUGUGGUAAGUUUUGAUGGAUUUUUGGUUUUGAGAAGGUUUUGAAUGUAUAAAAUUGUCUUUUAAAGCUGAGAUGGAACUUUAUUUUCGAAAAGAAAGCUUGGAAAAGGUGAAUUUUUAAAUUUUGAGUUCUUUUUUUUCAUGUUUUACGCCCAAAUUUUUGUUUUUUUUUUUGACUUCGCCCAGGUUUUUGUGGUUUAUUAUACAUUUUUUAGCGUUAAAUUUCACAGUAAAAUCAAUUUUAUACAUUAAAAACGCCUAAAAUUCGAAUUUUCCAGCUUCCCGAGCUGAACCGCGCCCAAAAUCAGCCGAAACACAACCCGCCCUCCUUCCAACAUCGCCAAAUUCAACAGCAAGACGUUCAGCAAACCCAAAGUUCAAUUCAACAAAAUAAUUUCGAAACCCCAACUCAUCAGCCACCGCCGCCACAUAAUCCUAGUUAUCGGUGAAUUUUUACCAGGUUUUUUUUUCUUACGGUCGAUUUUUCAAAGAUUUUUGUUGAUUUAGAAGUUUGAAAAUAUUGAUUUAACUCCAAGUUUUCAUGCAAAAAAUUUUUUUUUUAAAUUUUUCAGCUAACCAAAAAUAGAUUAUUAGCGGUUGCAGGAGCACUAGGAAAUAUUUUGAAAAUUGAAUAAACUUAUUUCGAAACUGUAAUAUAAUAAAAAAAGAACCAGGAAACCCCGCGCUUGCCCGCUCUAAGCCUGAGAAUCUUGUUCUUAUAGUUUUUUGCAUUUCAGUCAAUUUUAACAUUUUAUUAUAGCCCAUUCCCCACCUUUUCACGGUUUUUGCCUCCCCCCAAGCUACAAAACCCUACCAAGAAGCUUCCCUUCGAAACGCGCGGCCUGUCUCUGUGUAUGCGCCUUUAAUUAGGCUCAGAUAUUGUGUCAUAUUAAAGGCGCAUACGAAAGGACAGACCAAAAGCUUCACUUUAAUGUCUGUCUCUGUCCAUGCGCCUUUAAUUUGGCCGAAAAUUUCCGUUUUAUUAAAGGCGCAUGCUCAGAGACAAGCUUUUGGGCUGUCCUUUCGUAUGCGCCUUUAAUUAGACUUAGAUAAUGUGUCAUAUUAAAGGCGCAUACAAAAGGACAGACCAAAAGCUUCACUUUAAUGUCUGUCUCUGUCCAUGCGCCUUUAAUUUGGCCGAAAAUUUCCGUUUUAUUAGAGGCGCAUGCUCAGAGACAAGCUUUUGGACCCGCCUUAUGCAUGCGCCUUUAAUAAGACACAGACUUUGAGGCAAAUUGAAGGCGCAGAUACACAUGCCGCUAGUAUCUAAGGGAUAUAUUGGUCAUCGAAUUUCGUUUACAUUAAAGGCGCAUACGCAGAGAUAAGCAGCGCGCAUCGAGGGGAAGAUUCCCGGAAGGGUUCCGUAGCUUGUGGAGAGAUAAAAAUGUGACAAAUUGACUUGGAAUGAGCUCUAAAAUAUAAAUUUUCAAGUUAAUUAGAAAUUUCAGCGCCUCAACCCCAGCAACUCACCUGGAUAUUGAUGACGUUGGAUAUUCGGCCUCGAAUGGUGACGUCACUUUUGGUGGGUUUUCAGGAUUUGUACGAAAUUUUUCAGAAUAGAAAAUGGUUUUUCAUGAUUUUUUUUGUUUAGAUGGGAGUAUUAUAAGGAAGGUCAUUUUACUUUCGGUUAGAAAUUUCUUGAAAAUUGGCCAGAAUAUUCCUUGAUGUAUCAGAAGAAGAUCCUAAAAGUCCCAAACUGCAAAAACUCCUCUUUUCGAGAAAUGAGGGCUCAAAAUGGCCCAUUUUAACGGUUUUCUUCGACUUUUAGGUGUCUUUUCUCUCAAAAAAUAGGCAUUUUUGCAGAUUUUGAGCUUUUCUGGUGCUACCAAGAAGAAUAUAGCGAAUUUUCCGAGAAUUUUUCAAUUGAAAUGACUUUUUUUCGGAGGUUCAUUCGUUAGCAGAAGCUUGUCACGUUUUUUUCACGCCUAAAAAUGGUUUAAUUCUAGAGGAAAGGUCUCGAAGCGAAAAUAAGUACGGUGUACUGUAGUUUUUCUAAAAAUUUUGGCAAUGAGACUGACGCUAGCUACUUUGUAUCAUUAGCAUAAUUAUACCUCCGGAUUUCUAGGAAAAACUGUAGUGGCCACUUAAAAGGUCCCUCAAGGGCAACUUGGAGAGGACCCUGAAGUGGCCACUAUUUCGCAUUUUAGUGGCCACUAUAGUAGUUUCAUUGGUCUAGUUGUACCGCUUAUAGUUCUAAAAAGGUUACUUAAGUUUAACCGCUCAAGUGGCCACUAAAUGGACUACUAUAUUGGCCACUGGAACCUGAAAACCCUGAAUCCCUAAAAAGACUAAACUUGAAAACCUUAAAGUGGCCACUAAAACAGCCUCUUUAGAAGCCACUAUUUUGCGUUUCAGUGGCCACUUAAGCAGUUUUAUUGGUCUGGUAGUACUACUUAGACUUUUAAAAAGGUUACUAAAAUUCAGACGCUUAAGUGGCCACUAAAAGGACUACUAUAGUGGCCACUGGAACCUGAAAACCCUAAAGUGGCCACUAAAACCUUUUCUGUCAAUUGAUUUUACACUAAAAAUCCAUUUUUCUCCAGCCCGGAAGAAGAACUAUGGCGGAGAAAUGGACCAAAGGCCACUUUUGACGUCUUCCGGGGCUCCUAACGACCGGGACGUCGACCACAAGUACAAGAGACGGCCUCCGACCGAAUGGCUGCGCGGCAUUUGGAGGUUGGAAUCGAGUUCUUUUUUUUUUUUGAAAAUGCUGUAGUUUGAAAGAAAUAAGUUAAUUUGCCUUAUUGAACCGCUUGUUAUCAAAUCUGUGUACUUGCUUAAGAAUUUCAGAGUGAUCCCUAUAGGGGCCCUUGAAUCUUCCCCUUUUGUGACCACUUUAUCUCCACUUAUAGCGGCAUUAAAACUUGCAGAAGUGACCACUUUAGGGGAGUAUUAACUUAUAAAUGAAAAAAAUUAAAAAUCCCCUGAAAGAAGCACUCAAGUUUUAAUGGCUCAGUCGUCAGACUCUAAAUUCCUAUAGGGACCACUUAAAUUUUAGCCCACGAGGGGCCAGUUUUCUAACCCUUUAGGGAUCACUCUGACGUCAUUUUUCGCGUUUUUUCUUCUUUUUUUUUUAAAUAUUUGUAGUUAACUUCGUCUGAACGAUUUUUCCACAAGAUUUUUUUGAAGAUUUGAACUUUUAAAUAGCUUUUUAGACCAAUUUUUCAACGGCUUGCAUCAUUUCUUUGCCUAUUUUUUUCAAGAUUCAUAUGUAUAUAAAUUUCGGAUUGGAAGUUUUUGAAGCGUAUUUUUAGAUUGAUUGUUAAGAAAAAAUCGAAAUUUCCUGUCAAUUUAAUCGAAAAAAAAAUUUUUUAUCAUUUUUUCCCGUUACUGCAAGAAAUUAAAACUUCACAAAAUCAGUUUGAAAUAAUAAAUCUUGACUUGCGUUGUGGAAAAAAAUAUUAUUCAAAUUGAAACUGACGAAAAAUUAGUUUAUAGGGAUUUUUACAGUUCAAAGAGUAUCUCUCAACGUUUUCAGGGCCAAAUACGGGACUUCGGUGCCCUCGGACCGAUUAUCGGGCUGCAAAAAGGUCGUUUUCCUGAUUUUCAUGGUCGCUUUGAUAUUAAUUACGGUUGGUUUUUUUAUUCCUGAAUUUCGGAAUUUUAGACGAUUUUUGAACAGAAAAAGCUUUGCGAUCCCUUGAAAUUCGUGUAUUUUUUUUGAUUUUCUGGCCUUUUUGAUAAGAAAAUUCAUCGAUUUUUCGGUUUUUUACUCGAUUUUCCUAUUAAAAAUGGUUUGAAAAGGUUUUUUACGGAAAAUUUUCAUUGUAAAUGCUUUAAAAUUUUGAUAAUUUCCAGUUUUUUUAUUUUUUUAAAGAUGAUGUACUUGAAUUUUGGCGGAUUUUCCCAAAAAUUGGCGUUUUUUCAUUCUUUAUGGGAUUUUACAGGAAGGAGACGUGAAAAUUUCAGUUUUCAGGGCUAAAUUUUACCUUUUUUGGUUAUUUUUGAGGUUCAGAGUAGAGAUUUUGAGGUUUAGCUUUGUUAAAAAAAUGUAUUUUUAAUGAAGGUUAAAUUUGAUUUUUCUUCGAUUUUUUUCCUUAUUUUUCUUUGGGAAAAAGGUAGUUUUUUGUGAGUUUUUUUCAAUCUUUUUUUCCUAAAGAUUCGAAAUUUUUCUAACUUUUUCAUCGAAAAUUCAACCUUUUUUUGCGAAUUCUAUUGAUGCUGUCUCGGUGGAUUUUAUCAAAAAAAUUAGCAUUUUGAAGGAUUUUUUUCUAGAUUUUUUUGUGGAAAUUUCAUGUUUUUUUCUUGCUAAAUCUUGCCUUUUUUUGGUCAAAUUUGAGAUUUGAAGUAGUAAAUUUAAAUUUAAGGGGGUUUUAAACGAAAUUGAAUCGAAAUAAUCUUCAAUUCCUUCAAAAUUCGACCAUUUUUUGUGGAAAAGACCCUAAAAUUUCAACGUUUAGUACGAAAUUUCGCCUUUUUUGGUCAAAUUUCAUUUUUGAAAUGGUAAAUUUUGAUUUUUAGUGGUUUUUAAACGAAACUAAGUCAAUAUAAAGUCAACUUUUCCCCUAAAAUGGUCUAUUUUUACAGGUGGUAACGGUUUUGUCGCGUUGGGGCGUGGGUCCCAGCGAAAAUGACCCAUUAUUGGACCCCAUGGCCAAUCCCAACAUCCGAGUCGCCGUCGAAGAAACCAAUUUCUAA
Caenorhabditis auriculariae is the source of this 5229-nucleotide messenger RNA. The record is from the annotation of a GenBank genome assembly. Lineage: Eukaryota; Metazoa; Nematoda; Chromadorea; Rhabditida; Rhabditidae.